Messenger RNA from Eimeria necatrix, 2652 nucleotides. Its product is annotated as SMC protein, putative. The transcript is spliced from 5 exons. The record is from RefSeq and is a predicted model, not a curated record. Lineage: Eukaryota; Apicomplexa; Conoidasida; Eucoccidiorida; Eimeriidae. Bases 1 to 2652 code for a protein of 883 amino acids.
AUGGACCGGCUGCAGCCCCCAGUAGAACACACAACUCAUUUUGACUGGCCCUAUUCUGCUGCUAAGGGUCGGCUGCAGCAGCAGCGCGCGCUGGCCCGCACGGAGCUGUCGUUUGCUGCUGCUGCGCCCCCGCAGCAGCCGCAGCAGCAGCUCCGCGCAGCAGCAGCAGCAGCAGCUGCUGCCGCCAGCAGCAACCAGGUGAUGCUGCGCUCGCCCUGCGUCUGGCCAGUGCCCCCGCAGCUGCCGCUGCGGCCCCGCGACCCUGCAGCAGCAGCAGCAGCCGCGCAGCUGCUGUCGCCUCCCCAGCAGCAGCAGCAGCAGCAGCAGCAGCAGCAGCAGCAGCAGCUGGGGUGGAGGCGACCGCGGGCGAACUGCAGCCGCCACGCGAACUUCACUCCUUCUGUCUUUACACCUGAAGCCUUUCGUGCUGCUGCUUGCUGCCCCACACUUUGGGUGUCUCCGGAGCUGCUGCAGGAAGCAGAAAAAAUGGUGGAGGCCUGGCACCCCAGGCCCCAGAGGCCGGGUGCGCAGCAGCAAACUGCUGCUGCUGCUGCUGCUGCUGCUGCUGCUGAUGCGGAUGCUGCUGCUGCAGUGGCGCGGACAGGGGAAGCACCAGCAGCAGCAAAGGCUGCUGCAGCUCCAGGCGGGGCUGGUGGUGCAGAAAGCAAAGCAGCAGCAGCGGAAGCAGCAGCGAUAGCAGCAACAGCGACAGCAGCAGCAGCAGCAGCAACUGCAACGGCAGCAGCAGCAGCAGCAGCAGGAGGGCUCAAAAGCGCCAAGGAAGAGCCCACCUCGGCUGAUGCUGCUGCCACCCCAGAUGGUGCAGCAGUGCCGCAGCCGUCUUCAGGGGCAGCAGCAGCAGCAGAAGCAAGAUCAAAAACAGCAGCAGCAGCAGCAGCAGCAGCAACAACAGCAACACCGUCUUCCGCAGCCUCUUUUGCUGCGUUUAGAAACAGCUGGAGCAGCACAAAUUUGUCUCCAAGUGUCUCCACUCCAAAUUCCUCGAUUUACCCCUGGGCAGCUGACAGCAGCAGCAGCAGCAGCAGCAGCAGCAGCAGCGCAGGCAAGGCGCGAGUUGCCCCAACUUUCUUCCUGCGCAGCAGCAGCAGCAGCAGCAGCAGCAGGCUGGGGUCUCUGCAGCAGCAGCAGCAGCGGCGGAUGCUGGACGAGGAGACAGCAAUGGAUUUAAUUGAGGUGGACAAUGUGGAGACAUUUGUGGGCUGCGACUUCAAAGGGUCUGCUGCUGCUGCUGCUGCUGCUGCUGCUGCUGGGAGGUACGGCGUGUCUGCUGCUGCUGCUGCAGCGGGAGCGCGCGCUGCAGCGGGCGCCGGGGCGUGGGGCUUUGCUGCCGGCAGCUCCGCAGCAGCCCCGCCCCCCGCAGCAGCAGCAGCAGCAGCAGCAGCAGCAGCAGCAGCAGCAGCAAGAGGCGACAAGCUGGCCUCGCUGCUGGUGGACCAGGAAGACCAGAGCUUCCUCCGCUCCAGCAAAUAUGCUGCUGUUGCUCGCCGCAUUUUGGCAAUAAUAGAAAGCGGCCGUUUCGGCCAAAAUAAUGUUCCUUGGGAGCAGCUCCACGAUCCCGAUCCCGAUCCCGAUCCCGAUCCCAGGCCCCCCCCGCAGCCCACAGCUGAGGCCGCCUCCCCAGGAGCUGCUGCUGCUGCUGCUGCUCCGAGCCGUCGCGUCCGCUUUGCUGCGCCCGACGAGGCCCCUGCGGCUGCCCCCAGCCAGCAGCAGCAGCAGCAGCAGCAGCAGCAGCAGCAGGGGCUGCGGCCGGCGCUGAAGAACAGUGUGGGGCCCCGGAGGCGGCGCUGCGAAAAGGUUAUUGUUGCUGCUUCCUUUUGGGAGUCUCUUUUUCUCUUGGGACAAUUUUUAGAAAGACAAAAUGUCCGCUGCGGCUACUUCACCGAACGGGUGGUGGCGAGGGCGCACCGGAUGGGGGCCCUGCGUCCAGUUCACGUGGAGAUAUUUGUGCAGCGGGGCUCCAUUGAAGAAACCAUUUUGCUGCGGAGAGAAGAAUGGGCCCAAAUCGAAGCUGGGGGGCCCCCCUUGGAGGGGCCCCCGUUGCUGCAGCAGCAGCAGGACUCCGCCCAAGGAAGUUUCCCAGCAGCAAAUGCCUUAAGUUUCCGCUCGGGCUCCAAUACCCCUGUGGGGGGCCCCCUGGGGGCCCCCCUGGGGGCCUCCCGAGGGGCCUCCCGGGGGGCCCCCGGGGGCCCCAGCGGGGGCAGGGGCCCCCGGAGGCCCCGGGACAAACCCACUGGAGAGUACUUGAGGCAUGGGAGGGGCAAGCAAGACUCGUGGAAGAAAGGAGAAGAUGGAGGCCCAGGGGGCCCCAAGGGUCCAGGGGGCCCCGAGACUCCCGGGGGCCCCGAGGGCUCCGGGGGCCCCGGGGGCCCCGAGGGCCCCGGGGGCCUCGGGAGCCCUGGGGCCCCGGGGGGCCCCGGGGGCCCCGGGGGCCCCGGGGGCCCCGGGGGCCCCGGGGGGCCCCCCGAAAGCCCCCGAGAGGCGUGGCUGCCUGUGGGGGCCCCCAAGGAAACGAAACUGCGAUUAAUGCCUCAGCCAUCUUGGGGCUGUUUGCUGGCGGAGGCGAAGGGGAGAAGAGAUGCUUUUCAGCAGUCGACGGAAACCCUUUUGAGGUCGCUGAAAUUCGUCCCCUAA